This is a messenger RNA of Thunnus maccoyii (southern bluefin tuna), 7220 nucleotides long. RefSeq lists its product as uncharacterized. Bases 1188 to 5954 code for a protein of 1588 amino acids. Lineage: Eukaryota; Metazoa; Chordata; Actinopteri; Scombriformes; Scombridae. The transcript has a single exon. The record is from RefSeq and is a predicted model, not a curated record. Gene Ontology annotation, molecular function: nucleic acid binding. Gene Ontology annotation, biological process: DNA integration.
GAAAGGGCAGGGACUCAGAGGGAAAUAGAGGAGCAGAGAACUGUAAAGCAAUGUAAAGGAGUGGAAACUGAGCAGUCCAUCCCUGUUAAUGCUGCUGGGUAUGAGUCUCAGUGCCAGGCCCAACCUACUGUCAGCCCACCAGUCAGUAUGCAGCCCCCGGUCAGUGCUCAGCUGCAGCAGCCGAGCCCAUGCUGGCGCAAAGAUUUCAAAAUCUCGGGUCAAAUAGGCGAAGCAGGCCAGAAAGAUAAAUUGACAUUUUCUAGCCUCGCUCAUCAGAUUGAGAAUGGACUGAACAGAGGUUAUCCUGAAAUAGAAAUAGUAGAUGCUGUAAUUAGAGCUAUAUCUCCCGGCUCACAGUUACGCAGCUAUUUGGAAGGAAAGCCCCACCUGACUCUCCCCACACUCCGACGCAUCCUGCGCUCCCACUUCCAAGAGAAGAGCGCCACAGAGCUCUACAAGCAGCUAGCUUCUGAAGCACAGAACAGCAAAGACACUCCUCAGACUUUCCUCAUGCGAGUUUUAGAUUUGAGGCAGAAAGUACUGUUUGCUUCCCAAGAGUCAGAAUCAGGGCUUAAGUAUGAUCCAGCGUUAGUCCAGCGCAUGUGUUUACACACACUACUUACUGGUCUCCAGAAUGAAAGUAUCAGGAUAGACAUGCAGCCUCUCCUAUUAGAUACUGAGACCUCAGAUGAGCUUCUGCUAGAGAGGUUAAAUGUUGCCUGUGCUAAUGAGGCUGAAAGGAGAAACAAAAGGAAGCUUAGCAACCAACAGUCAGCCACAAGUGUAAGUGUAGUGCAGUCAGAAGAUAGGUCACCUGCUAAGUGCUCUGUGAAGGAAACCAAAACAGGGAUUUCCCCAGAACUGUUAACAGAGAUACAAGAGCUUAAGACAGGUGUAGCUUCUCUGAAAGGUCUCAGUGCAGAGAUAGCCCAGAUCAAAGAAACUUUACAUCAGACUAGGUUCCAGCCACAGUCCUAUGCCCCACCUGCAGUUAGGCCAGAUAGGGACCCUCAGCCAUCUGUUUCACCGCAGCAGUAUUACAGCAGCUACAACCAGCCUCAAACACCUGCUCCAAUGCGGCCACAGUAUGGACCGAAUCAGUACACCAAUCACUCUGUCCGUGCUCCACGGAGAUGUUUUGUCUGCCAGCAGACAGGAGCGAAUGAACGCUGCAUGCACUGCUACCGAUGUGGAAGUGGAGAACAUUUUCAGGCUGGAUGCAAAAUCAGAGGAAUCAGACCAUCCAGGGAGGCUCCUUUAAACAGGGAAUGGUUACCACCACGGGACGGGUGCUAACCGUGACUAGCAAAGAGUCCCAGAAAUGUGCAAAUUGUGGCAGUGCAGACUCACCUGACAAAUUGAAACGAUGUUCAUCCUGCAAAGAGACAAUGUACUGUUCCAAAACAUGUCAAAACCAAAACUGGGCUGAGCAUAAAGGAAAAUGCACUCACCUGCCAAGCGCCGGUGGAAAGGCUUCCUGCAAAGGGAAAAUUGCUGAUACUCUGCCCCUCCUACCUCGAGUUGGCCACCCCCGCAAAGUCACCUCGCUAGUUGGCAGGCAGUGUCUUGUUGAAUGUUACCUAAAUGGCCACCACCUGCAAGCUCUAUGGGACACAGGUUCUCAGGUGUCGGUAAUUGAUGAAAGAUGGAAAGAGGAAUACUUCCCAACCACAAGGCUGAGAGAUGUUUCAGAGAUCCUUGACUCACAUGAUGACUUGACAUUGACUGCCGCAAACGGAACUGAAAUGCCGUACUUGGGAUGGAUUGAAACAGUUUUCCGGCUAGCCUCUGAAACUGACCAAGCAGAAGAACUGAUCAUUCCAGUGCUUAUAAUGAAAGGCUGGCACCUGUCUCAUCCCAUCAUAGGUUUCAAUGUUAUUGAGCACAUCCUGACAAAGACUGAAAAGACUAAACGGUAUCACACAGUGAGGAAAGCUUUCCCAAGCCUCAAAAGAAACAAAGUGAGAGCUUUCAUACAGGCUGUUAGCGCAGAGCAAGAAGAUGAGUAUGCAGUAAAAACGAAGAAAGAGGAGGUUGCAGUUUCAAAACACAGCAGCAUCCAAAUCAACUGUCGUGUAGCUACACAGCCCUUCAAAGAGAACAUGACCAUGCUGUUUCAGCCAGACCUGAACCCACAAUGGCCAGAUGGUCUUGAGUUUUAUGACACACUAGUCAGAGUCAGGAAAGGUGUAUUCCCAGUCAUCACAAUUGAUGUUUCUAACCCAACUGACCAUGACAUUGUUUUGCCAGGGCGCACAUUAAUUGGCACAGUACAAACCAUUAUGACAGUCCUGCCCGCCCAGGUAUUUGAGAAAGUUGCAACACCAGCCACAGUGAGUCACACCAGCAUGAAGCCCACAAGUAGUGCCAGUGAACAGUGGGAUCCACCAGUGGAUCUUAGUCACCUUAGUGAGGAUCAGAGACAGGUAGUGAAACAGAUGCUCAGAGAAGAGUGUCAUUCCUUCUCAAAGUCAGACAGUGAUAUCGGCUGUAUUGAAAAGUUGCAUAUGACCAUUUCCCUCAAAGACACUGAACCUGUCAAACGCACAUAUAUAUCAGUGCCUAGCCCCCUGUACCAGGAAAUGAAGGGUUACCUCCACGACCUAAUAGCACAAGGCUGGGUCAGGAAGUCAAACUCCUCAUACUCCUCACCCGUUGUGUGUGUGCGAAAAAAAGAUGGCACCCUUCGGCUGUGCAUAGAUUACAGAGACCUGAACAGGAAGACCCAUCCUGAUCGUCAGCCUAUCCCUCGGGUCCAAGACAUCAUGAACAGUUUAGGUGGUAAAUCCUGGUUUUCUCUCUUAGAUCAGGGGAAAGCCUACCACCAGGGGUUUAUGUCGGAAGAAAGCAGACCACUGACAGCUUUUGUUACCCCAUGGGGACUUUAUGAGUGGAUUCGCAUCCCCUUCGGCCUCAUGAACGCCCCAGCGGCCUUCCAACGUUGUAUGGAGGAGUGUUUGGAAGGGCUUCGGGAUAACAUCUGCAUUCCUUAUCUGGACGACACACUGGUUUUCAGUAAAACCUUUGACAACCAUGUGAAUGAUGUACAAAAAGUGCUGCAACGCCUCAGAGAGCACGGCAUCAAACUCAAGCCAAGUAAAUGUGAUCUAUUCAAGCCUGAGGUCCGCUAUCUGGGCAGAAUAGUAUCUGCAGAGGGCAGUAAAGUUGAUCCAGCCGACUUCGAAGCUGUUAGAGCACUAAAAGAUAUCAGACCUCAGACUGUGGGCCAACUCAGGAAAAUGCUUGGUUUACUCACCUACUACAGGCAGUACAUCAAAGACUUUUCACGAAAAGCCAGCUGUCUAUAUGAGCUUCUAAAAGCAGACACAGAUGAAGUCUCUGUCAACAGCAGAGAAAUAAAAACAAGACUAAAGAAAGUGAGUCAUGUUGUGCCCUCAAAUAAACUGAUCAAGUGGACAGAUCAGCACCAACAGGUACUUGAACAUUUGAUUGACUGCCUACUCCAUCCACCAGUGUUGGGUUUCCCUGAUUUCACUCAGCCAUUCAUUGUACACACUGAUGCAUCACACCAAGGUUUGGGAGCAGUACUGUAUCAACACCAAGAUGGCAAGCUUAGAGUCAUUGCUUAUGGCUCUCGUUCGUUAACGGCAGCUGAAAAGAACUAUCACCUCCAUGCAGGCAAGCUAGAAUUCCUGGCUUUAAAAUGGGCAAUCACUGACAAGUUCCGCGAUUAUCUGUACUAUGCUCCAACUUUCACUGUGUAUAGUGAUAACAACCCGCUCACCUACAUCCUGUCGACUGCAAAGCUGAACGCAACCACUUCCAGGUGGGUGGCAGAGUUGGCUGAUUUCCACUUUACAAUCAAGUACAGACCAGGGAAGGAGAACAGUGAUGCUGAUGCUUUGUCGAGAAUGCCGCUGGAUGUAGAGUCACUAAUGAGAGAAUAUUGUGAGGAACUGCUACCUAACACCAUCACUGCUGCCAUCCAAGCUGUUGAGGUACAGAAAGAGUCCCCUGCAACUUGGUCACUCACGGCUGUAUCCAUGUCAGUUUCAGCUGGAAGUGAGCCAGCCACUGCAUCUAUCAGCCCCAUACCAAAAGAACAGUUACGAGAAGCACAAGAGUCUGAUCCAGUUAUCUGUCCUGUGCUAGAGUGCAAACUGUCAGAUUCCAAGCCACCAGUUAAGGAGCUGAGAGAGCUCAGUCCAAAGACGAAAUGCUUGUUCAGGGAAUGGGACAAAUUGACAAUAGAUGAUGAUGGCGUUCUGUACAGAACUACCACUGCCCGUGAGCAACUGGUCUUGCCAGAAAGAUACAAAAGAAAGGUGUUGGAAGAGUUGCACAAUAACAUGGGUCACCAAGGCGCUGAUCGCACAGUAUCCCUAGUACGUGACCGUUUCUUCUGGCCAUACAUGCAAUCAGACAUUGAGCACUAUGUGACUAAAGCCUGCUCUUGUCUAAAACAGAAAAAACCCUGCCAUGACACAAGAGCUCCCUUGACAAAUAUUGUGACAACACAGCCAUUUGAGUUGAUAUGCAUUGACUUCCUCCAUCUUGACCGAUGCAAAGGCGGAUAUGAGUACAUCCUUGUCCUUGUUGAUCAUUUCACGCGUUUUGCUCAAGCAUACGCCACCACAUCAAAGUCAGGGAAAACUGCUGCCAACCUAAUCUUCAAUGACUUCGCCCUGAAGUUUGGCUUCCCCUCUCGCAUCCACCACGACCAAGGGGGAGAAUUCGAGAAUCAGUUGUUCAGUCAGUUACAGAAACUCAGCGGAGUGGCUGGGUCCAGGACAACGCCCUAUCACCCGAUGGGGAACGGUCAAGUGGAACGUAUGAACAGGACAUUGUUACAGAUGCUCAAGACACUGACUGAUGCACAGAAAUCAAACUGGAAAGAGUCCUUGAACAAACUGGUGAAUGCUUAUAACUGUACACGUUGUGAAGUGACAGGCUACUCGCCAUACUAUCUUCUGUACGGGAGAUCACCCAGGCUUCCAGUUGAUAUGCUCUUUGGACUGCACACAGAAUCAGGCUCCAGUGACCAGCGAGACUAUGUGGAGAAAUGGAAACAAGGUAUGGAGGAAGCCUACGCCAUUGCUAACAGAAAUGCUCAGAAGGCUGCUGAAAGGAGCAAAAGGUACUAUGACACGAAAGUAAGGAGUUCAGCACUACAACCCGGUGAGCGCGUCCUGAUCAAAAACUUGACACCCAGGGGAGGACCAGGCAAACUCCGGAACUAUUGGGAGGACACAGUUCACACAGUAGUGAGACGAAUGGGGUCUAACCUGCCAAUUUAUGAAGUGAGACCAGAAAGGGGUAAGGGAUGCUCCAGAGUUCUGCACAGAAACUUGCUAAUGCCCUGUGAUCACUUACCUUUCGAGACAUCACCAGAGUUUACAAAAAAUGGAAAAGGGACACAGAAAAAGAAAUACCAGCCUGCAUCUCAAACUCAGGAAUCUGAUGAGGACAGCGGGGAUGAGUAUGAACUCCAUCAUGAGCCACUCCGAGCCCCCACAGUGCCUGCAGAAAGAAAGGAAACCUUGGGUGAAUCGAGGAUGGCGCUUGAACAUAGGCGCCCACCAGUGGAAGAGAGAAUUGAAAUGCCAGCUCCUGUUGCACCACAAGCACAGUCUCCUGGGGAAGAUCAGCUGGAGGAGUCUAGCACACCUGCUGAAAACCUGCCUGGUGAGGAAAUAGACUUACCUGUUGGAAAUUUGCCUGAUGAACACUCACCACAUGCCUCUCCCUCGUCAAGUGCUGCUGAACCUGAGGAGUCAUCCUACCAGCUGCCACAAAGAGAGAGACACCCACCGAGACGUAUGACCUACGAUCAGCUUGGCAUCCCCUCUUGCUACAGUAUCCAGCCAGCAACUCAGAUGUUACCUGUCUACCAUGCAUCAGGACUGGUCCCAUGGCUACCACCCCUUCAGCCAUACUACUUCCAGCCCCCCUUCAUGUAUGGACUCCAGCAAACCAUGAGCCUACAGACUUGACUAAGUUUGACGAACACCAUGGACAAUACAUAGACUGUUCACACAGACCGUUGCCAUGGACUAUUCAUGGACUGUUUCAAAACUAUUGUCAUGGACAAUUUGCAGACUGUGUAUCAUUGCCAUGCAAAACUAAUGGACUGUUGAAAAACUGCUGAUAGACAGUUUAUGCAUUGGCCAGUCACCGAAUAUGGACUGUAGCCCUGUGAUUAUGGACUGUUGAGUCAUCAGACUGUGACCUUUGUUUGUGUACCAACUCACAGGAGCCCUUCAUUGUCAAGCUCAUGAGAGAUUGAAAAGAAAAGGAGAGAAAAUUGUUUAAUUAAUUGGUUUAAUGUCGGGACGACAUUUAUUUUGUAGGGGAGUAUGUGAUAAGUUAAAAGAAUGAUGCACUAAAAGGACCAUACAAGCUUAAAAAGGACAGUACACUUAAAAUGCUGUGAUAAGGUUAAAAAGAUCAUAGUCAUGAGAAACAAUUUAUAAGAUGUGUUUAAAAUGGGUUAAAAAGAAGUAGGAAUUCAUUAUGUCAAAAGAGGUUAAAAUUUUAAAAGGUCUUUAAUUAAUUCAUUGUUCAUUUCAUCCUUUAUUGUCAGAGGUUCAGCUAUAAUUGUAUUAUCAGUGAUCCGCAAAGUAGUCUUAAUCCACCAGCGUGAGAUCGAUUGCUUUUGUCUCCACCCACGUAUCCAGGGGAACUCGCGGUGUUUUCUUCAUUCGAGUAAACGCUCUCACUGAAGAAAUCACUCGUAUCACUCUUGUGAUUAUUUCUCCCCGUUUCAGGUAUGUUGUCGGCAUUUGACACUAUUAAGGUGGUUGUAAUAAAUUUUCUAAUAUGUUUUGAGUGUCAAGUGAAUGUAUGUGUAACAUUUCAAGUGAGUUAAAGUAAAGUUUGCCGAGUAUGGUAAAGUGUCUGGCGAGCUAGCUCCCGCUUGUUAGCAGAGUUCAACCCGUAACUACGCCAAUUGCUUCCGCCAUUUUGUGAAUCCAAUUGUCUAUAUAUGUAAAUGUAUUUUACACAGUUUUUCUGUAUUGUCUAUUUAGUAACUUUUAUAAGGUUAUGAGAGGUUACUGAGUUACAGCAGUAUAUUAUUUACCAGUAACAGUAGAGAGAAUAAGAAUUAUGUCUCAAAGAAAUACUGUAUAUUUGUGUAACUUGAAUAGGGUAUGUAUGCUACUGUAACCAGCCUGUUAAGCAGGGUAGCCUAUGUUUAUUUGUAGAUUGUGUAUAUGUUCAAUUAUUCAUUCGAGUAAACGCUCUCACUGAAGAAAUCA